AUCAACAGAAGGGGUGUGGUUUUUUAUCAUGAUAAUGCUAGACCUCACACAUCUUUAACCACUCAGCAAAAAUUAAGAGAGCUUGGCUGGGAGGUGUUAAUGCAUCCGCCGUAUAGUCCUGACCUUCAGAUUUCCAUCUGUUUCGGUCUCUUCAGAAUUCUUUAGGCAGUGUCAGGUUAACAUCACAAGAGGACUGCCAAAACCAAUUGUCGCGGUAUUUUGAUCAGAAGCCCAAAAAUUUCUAUAGCAAUGGGAUCAUGUCCCUACCUAUAAGAUGGCAAAAAGUUAUCGAACAAAAUGGUACCUACAUACUUUUGUUAAAUGUAAAUAAACUAUAAUAUAUUCUAAGGAAAGAAGACCUAGGAAGUGGGCGUGGCCUGCUGACGUAAUACAGCAGCGACUUCAGACUGGUCGGAGUUGAAGAGGGGAGUUGAGGACACCACUAACAUAUUGCCUCGUUCACGGCCUCUUUCUGAUCUCGGCACCAGGGAUAGACGGACGUUGUACAUUCGCGUGUCAACUUAGUUACCCACAUUUUGUCAUUAGUGUUUAAAAUCAAUAAUUGUUGAAAGUUGUAUUUUGUAUUGUUCUAAUUAUAUUUUUUUAAUAUUUUGAGUCGUGAUUUCUAAUUUCAGAAGUGGGAUUCCUAUUCCAUUAUCUGCCUUGGCUUUCCUGACCGUUCUACUUUAGUUUUGUCGAUUUUUGUGUUUGACAAAAGAAUUGUGAAAUUUUAUUUUUGUAAAUAUGUCUGAUCGAAGUAAGCGUAGGAAGCGCGAGCGUGAUCGUACACCUAUCCCUGGUAUGGAGAAGCGACUUCAAAAGAUUUUGGAUCGUUUAGACACUUUAGAAAGUUACAGGUUUCGCAAUGAUACUGAAGGUAGUACGACAACGCCGAGUGCGCGGUGGGCGCAUGACGGCGCCAUCGCGGCGGCAGCUGUCGCGUCGGGUGAGCCGCCUCCACCAAUUGCUGUUUCAACAAACGUCGAGUCGUCCGAUGCAAGUUUGAAUUUAUCCGUGCCGUGCUCGAGUGCGACGAUCAACGGUUCGGGUACGGGGGUAUUGAAUGAGGUGGCUGAGAAAAUUGCUAAUGCGAUUGGUGCAAUUCCGGUAAGAUCGAAUCAUAUUUUUGUGUCGAGUUUCGAUCCCUCUUUGCACGAUUUUAAUUUAUGGUGUCAUGAAGUAGACCAUCUAAAACAAACUAAUAGAUGGGACGAUCUUGAGUGCUUAGCGAGGGUAGGCAAUUGUUUAAAAGGUGACGCUAAGUUAUGGUUGAAUGAGUGGGUAAGUAAUGACCGUAGUUGGUCAAAUUUCAAGCGCGAGUUUAAGACUUUGUGUCCCAAGCGGUUAGACAUCGCCAAUAUUUUGUUCGACAUUAUGAAAUCGGACUCUGAUAACUACCCUACAUAUGCCGAAUAUGCAAGGCGUUCGCUUCUGCGGUUACGUAUUGUGAACGGAUUGAGUGACGAGUUAAUUGCGGCAAUAGUGAUACGUGGCAUAACAGACACUCAAAUUCGAGCCGCUGCCACUAACGCCAAGUUACUGCCUGAUGAUUUGGUUAAUUUUCUAUCUAUUUAUACAAAGCCCACUAGAAUCACAUCCGUUUGUUCAACCGAUUUAAUUUAUAAGACUACUACGAGAAAACGAGAACAUGUCGUCACGAAAAUUAAAUGUUUUUCAUGUGGAGCUUUUGGUCAUAAACAGAUGACGUGUCCCAAGAGUGUAAAGCUAGAUAGAACUAACGCUAAUAAUUCACCUUUAGUAGCAACAAAUUCAGAUAAACUCUCACAGAGAGCAGAGACGUGUUCUUUUUGCAAGAAGGUUGGUCACAAGGUUGAUGAUUGUUUUUCAAAACAACGUGCCGAGUUUCGCGGCAACUCUAACUAAUAAUUAUAAACAGGAUGACAUUGCUACCGCGGUUACUCAAGGUGUUUCCGUAGAUAUCCUCAUAGAUAGUGAGUGGACUCUAUGAGGAUAUCUAUUUCAUUGAUUUCUGAGUCUGUGAAUUUGAAUUUGACGUGUCAUUGUCGUCAAAAACAAUUACCGAGGGCUUGUAAACGCUCCGCGAGGUCCUUGCAACUCUGGCGGGUUUUUCCAUCAACCUGAAAGUGUAAAUUUCUCACGACUGAGGUGGAGUAUUUGAGUAGGGCAAUCAGUAAUGGUCAGGUGAAGCCGAGCAAACACAAGGUUGAAGCUCUAGUCAAUGCACGAGUACCGAGCAAUGUAAAAGAAGUAAGACAGUUUUAGGUCUCUCGGGACAUUUUAGGCGUCAUAUCUCCGGCUAAUCAUCAACGGCAUGUAUUGCAAAUCUAACUCGCAAAAAGUGUACAUUUCAUUUGGGGUGAAGAUAAAGAAAGAGUUCGAAAGGUCAUUGAGCGAUUAACCAGUGAGCCGGUUGUUUCUUCAAGACUAUGACUUUGAGCUUGAAUAUCGUAAGGGGACCGCGCUAUCCCAUGCAGACUACUUUAGCCGAAAUGCAGUCAAUGUUUAUGAGAUACCUAAACCUUUAAAUUGGGCUCAGAUAGCGCAGGCCGCUGAUGAUGAAACAUAAAAUUUGCUACAAAAGUUGUGACAGAUUCGAAUGAGUUCAAAUAUAUAGUUCUAAUAGAUGUGUUACAAAGUAUUGUCUCAUGUAUCCCAUUCACAGACAAGAUGCGACGGAGUUAAAGAGAACUUUUGAAAUGGCAAUGUCUCUUUGUAGUCCUUCAAAAUUAGGGGUCGGAUGUAUGAAAGUAACACCUUUGUUAAUUAGAUUAAAGAAUUAUGUUGUAAAUAUACAUCUCAUUACACCUGAAAUGCACCAAAGUAGUGGUCAAGCUGAGCACUACUGCUGAACUGUAAUGAAUAUGAUUCGGGUCGAGUCUAUCUUUAGACGAGAACAUUGUUCUGACAUUAUAAUAUGAAAGAUACAGCUCACUUUGAACAUUACUGUGCAGAAAUCAACCAAAUAUUCACCUUUGUAUUUGUUAGUUGGCAGUGAGAGUGCAACGCCUGUCAUACGAUCCCUGGUGCGCGAUGUGGCUCUGGUGGCAUCGAGUCCUAAUCGUGAAUUCCUACGUGAACUCGCCCGACAACAAGCUUCAAACUCGCUGGAUCAGAACCGUACUCGUCAGGACGCUUAUGUUAACGAGCGCCGCAAUACAGUGCGCUCCUUUCAAAAUGGAGAUCUGGUGUUCGUGCGUAAGACAAGCCAAGCUACGGGCAAGUUGGACUCAGGAAUGCGAGGGCCAAGUCACUGGCUCCUAUGGCAAUACAACGCAGGCGGCCGCAGAGUAUAUAAUUCUAUGGCGCGGCGAGUGGACACCAGAUGUGUGCACUGCAUUCUCUGAAAGUGACGAGCAUCCAGUUAGUGAGGCAAUUGAUCAUGCUGAAGCUGUUGAAGAUCCAUUCUCCGACUCUGAUCGAAUAACGGGCGAGGACGCACCGCCGUCAGGAGAGGCCGUCUAAGGAAAGAAGACCUAGGAAGUGGGUGUGGCCUGCUGACGUAAUACAGCAGCGACUUCAGACUGGUCGGAGUUGAAGAGGGGAGUUGAGGACACCACUAACAUAUUGCCUCGUUCACGGCCUCUUUCUGAUCUCGGCACCAGGGAUAGACGGACGUUGUACAUUCGCGUGUCAACUUAGUUACCCACAUUUUGUCAUUAGUGUUUAAAAUCAAUAAUUGUUGAAAGUUGUAUUUUGUAUUGUUCUAAUUAUAUUUUUUUAAUAUUUUGA
This is a messenger RNA of Bombyx mori (domestic silkworm), 3711 nucleotides long. RefSeq lists its product as uncharacterized. Gene Ontology annotation, molecular function: nucleic acid binding; zinc ion binding. The coding region runs from base 745 to 1884 and encodes 379 amino acids. Lineage: Eukaryota; Metazoa; Arthropoda; Insecta; Lepidoptera; Bombycidae. The record is from RefSeq and is a predicted model, not a curated record. The transcript has 2 exons.